Molecule: messenger RNA, 3423 nt
Organism: Polypterus senegalus (gray bichir)
Lineage: Eukaryota; Metazoa; Chordata; Cladistia; Polypteriformes; Polypteridae
Gene: spty2d1
Product: SPT2 chromatin protein domain containing 1
Exons: 6
Biological process (GO): nucleosome assembly; regulation of DNA-templated transcription
Cellular component (GO): nucleolus
Molecular function (GO): histone binding; DNA binding
Source: RefSeq, a predicted model, not a curated record
GAAGUGACAGCUGCGUCGAACUGCUGUGCUGACUCUCGCUUGUUGGCUCGCUGUUGCUGCUUUACAUUCGGAUUGCGUUUGAAUCCUAUGGCCUAAGCAAGAAAUCAACGUUUCCGUGGCGUUUCACAAUCGCCGUCCGACAUCUCCAAACUCAAAAUCGAGUGGUUUCGAGAGUUUUGAUGCUACUUUCAGCAGGAGUAUAUAGCAAAAUAUUUACGCACAGCUGUUUUGGGAGCUUGGGAACUUCACCCGGGGCCGGGCCGGGCCGGGGAGGGGUGGGUGGUGAGGAAGGGUUUGGAAGAUUUCGAAGAUUUCCCUCGAGUUGUUUCUACUCUACAAGAAAAUAAAGAAGAAAGCACGCCGCCGCCGCCAUGGAUUUCGAGAACAUCUUGACGAUCGCAUCGCAGAACCAAGGCAUGAGUGCCGUCCCGAAGAGAUACAGUUUGUCAGUUGGACCACCCAAAAAGGACCCCAAAGUAAAAGGUGUAGCAUCAUCUGCAGUGCAAGCCUUCUUGAAAAAAAAAGAGUUGGAAAGCAGAAAAAAAGAUUUGGAAAAUAAAAUUAAGAAGGAUCAGCUCCUUGCCAAAAGAGUGGAAUUGAAAUCUGACCGUAAAGCGCGGGCUAUGGCAUCUCGGACAAAGGACAAUUUUAAAGGUUACAAUGGCAUUCCUGUAGUGGAACAACCCAAAAAGAGGAGGUCUCGGAAAGGUAUGCCUGGAGAUCAGGACACAAGUCAGCAGUCUGAGGAUAACGGUACUUGUGAUGAUGAUGAUGAUGAUGAGUAUUAUGAAUACUCACAGAAUGAGACAGAGUAUGAAGAAGAGGAUGAAGAAAAAAUGGAGGAGCCACAGGACAGAAGACCACCAUAUGAAGCGCCUAGAAGACCACCGUAUGAAGCGCCUAGCAGACCACAAUAUGAAGCGCCUAGCAGACCACAAUAUGAAGCGCCUAGCAGACCACAAUAUGAAGCGCCUAGCAGACCACAAUAUGAAGCGCCUAGCAGACCACAAUAUGAAGCGCCUAGCAGACCACAAUAUGAAGCGCCUAGCAGACCACAAUAGAAGCUUAAGAAACCUCCAGUCAAGCCUGCUGCACCAUCACCAAUGAAUUUUGCAGAUCUUCUCAAGCUGGCACAAAAGAAGCAGUUUGAACCAGUGGAGAUUAAAGUUGCCAAGAAAACAGAGGAGAAACUACGAACUGCAGAAGAGCUUAAGGAAUUGGAAUUCUUGGAGAGAAAGAAUAAGAAAUCUCUUAAGCCUAAGGAAGGAAGAUAUGAAAAAGAGAGUAAGACCCAAAUCCCACCCAGCUCUGUGAAAAAGGAAUCGUUGCAAAAUGAUUCAAGAAAUGUUAAGACACAGCCGAAACCUCAGACUUCAUCCGAGAGGUUCUCCUCUUCUGACAUUCAGAGCAGAAAAACAAAAGUACCCACUUCUAGUGAAAGGAUGCACAAUUCUUCAGCUGCUAAACAUUUUCCAAAUGAUCGGCCCAAGGUUGGACAUAGUGUUUCCAGUAAAAAUUCUGCCGUUCCUAACAUUGAUAAAAACUCUAUAAAGGGAAAUUUCGGUUCUCAGGGAUCAGCCAAAGUUCCAAUUAAAAGGCCACCUUCCUCUGAGGUGCGAAAUUCAAGCACUUCGAGUGACCUUAGCCAGAGAAAAAAUCAUCCACUUUCUGCUGGCAAGAGUAGUAGUGGUAAUCCUCGGCCUGUAAGUAGCUCCAGCUCAACUCCCGUCAGGCCCAGCUCAACUCCCGUCAGGCCCACACAUUCAGCACCAAGCCAGUUGAGUGGAUCCACAAAGCCUAAAAUGAGUGCUCCACGUCCUGAAUACGUGCAGGAAAGACCUGGACGUAAUGGUCCCGAUCGACCACCAAACAGGCCGCUGCCUCAUCCUGGAAACAAUUCCCUUUCUAGAAAUUCAGGCAGUGGGCCAGGCCGACCUGGAAACCCUCCACAAGUGCGACUGGGGAGCUCAACACAAGUUCGACCUGGAAACAGUGGUCAAGUUAGGCCAGUGAGUGCUAGCACUGGGAACAGUUCAAGUUUUGAACAGAGGAGACCCAAAUGUACUGUAGUAUCAGAAACAAUUUCUUCAAAGAACUUUGUACCCAAACCAGGGACUGGAAUAAGACCACAAGUUCCUCCUGCUGCAUACAGACCUCCAGUGAGACCUCCAGUUCCCCAACUGCCACCUAUUACCUCAAGCUACAAACGUAGGUGGGAAGACGAAGAAGAGGAAUACGAUUCAGAAAUGGAUGACUUCAUUGAUGAUGGGGAUGUAAAUCAAGAUGAGGUUUCAAAACAUAUCCGAGAGAUCUUUGGAUAUGACAGAAAUAAAUACAAAGAUGAUAGUGACUAUGCUUUGCGUUACAUGGAGACUUCCUGGAAAGAACAACAAAAAGAAGAAGCCAGAAGUUUGCGUUUGGGUAUCAAAGAAGACAUGGAGGACAUGCUACUGGAGGAAGAGAUGAAUAAAAAGAAAGCAAUGAAGCUUAAGAAACGGAAACUGUAGACGACCACUGGAUGAUAUUCCCUCCAGUCCUAUUGUUACAAUAUUGGUGGAGACGUGUGGAAUCCUAAAGUUUCAUCUGAGCAUAGUUUUGCACUAAGAUUGUUCUUGCUUAAAGACUACAGAAAGAAUUAGUUUCUAAAUUCAGGACUCUGGUUGUUUUAUUUGUUGCCACUAAACACGGUCUACAUUUUGGUCCUGGAAUUUUCAAACCGUGAGUUCUUUGUAGCUUUUUUUUAUUGUUGUUAGAUCUUUGCUGAAGAAAACUACAUUAUUAUAAAAAAAAAAAAAAAUUAAUAUAUAUUCUGAAAAAGAAAAGGUAUUUUUCUGUCUUUGGUUAAAAAAUGGAAGACAAUUUGUGUAUUGAUUGAGCUUAAAAAUAUAAUUCUAAGGGCUAAACUUAAUAUAUUCUAAUUUUUCCUUAGGAUGUAAAUUCCCUAAAGCUUGAUGUUCAUAGAUCCUCAUUAGUAAUUUAGGACAAUCCUAGGAGCCAGGCUGGAUUCUUUAUAAAAAGACUAAGUGGAUGUUUUGUUACGAUUUGUCCAGGCUAACGCUCAUUUAAUUAUGACUACACUGCUUUGGGGAUCACACCAACUCCUUUGUCGAAUAAAAAGGAAGGAAUAUUUUAAAUCCCUGGGUGAAGAUUAUUCAUGUGGUGAAAUCGAGUGACAAAGAUGUAAACCUGCUUUGCAAAUAUUUAUUAUUAUUUUUUUUAAUAAGUACAGUGGCAAGAAAACGUACGUGAACCCUUUGGAAAUACCCACAUUUACAGCGGUGUCAAAACGUAAGUAUACCCAAUGAAAUUAUUUUUUUUAACAUAUUAAGAUGUAAUCUCGAUUUCAGUGAUAUCUUUAGAUAAAUGCUGAAAGAUAUUUCACGUUUUUUAAACUGGAAUUAAAGUGCUCUGUUACUGUGUGAA